AUGAAUAUUUCCGCGAAAAGUUCUACUCGCCAGUACCAACUGAACCAUGUUCGCACUGUUCGUCGUCUAAUGAUCCCCUCGCAAACUUUAAAAUAUCGUGAGCUGUCACGCCGCUUCCCUCACCUACGUGGCCUUCCGGUAGAAGAUUUUGAACUCGUUCAGCCACAAUUGCUGAUAGGUCUGGACAAUCUACGACUUUGUGUACCAUUGAAGCUCCGUGAAGGCGGCCCAAAGGAUCCGAUCGGGGCAAAGUGCAGAUUGGGUUGGAGUAUAUACGGAUGUGUUUCUGGAAAUCCGACCACACCAGCCGUCUUAAAUCUACACCUCGGGGCGAUAUCCGAUCCAGAUAGGGAGAUGAACGAACAACUGCGUGAUUACUUCGAACUGGAAAGUUCCGGUGUAAAGAUUCCGAACAGUAUUCUUGACACCGAAGAUGAUAAACGGAUAGCAGACUACGUGCGUAAAGGGUAUGCGCAUCAAGCCACAUUGGAAGAGCUGACGUCUGUUGCACCGGAACGUGUGUGGUAUCUCCCUCUGGGCGUCGUGACCAAUGCUAAGAAGCCAGGAAAGAUCAGAUUAAUCUGGGAUGCGGCAGCCAAGGUUGGUGGAACAUCUUUCAACUCGAACCUUCUCAAGGGGCCAGACCUCUUAACCCCACUUCUGCAAGUUCUCUACCAGUUCCGCCAGUUCCCUGUAGCAGUGUGCGGCGAUUUGAUGGAAAUGUUCCAUCAAAUCAAGAUUCGAUUUCCCGAUUGCCAAUCUCAACGGUUCCUCUUCCGUGAGCACCCAACGGCGAAGCCAAAGGUCUACAUCAUGGACGUGGCCACAUUCGGUUCUACGUGUUCCCCGUCUUCAGCCCAAUUCAUCAAAAAUCUCAACGCCCAAGAGCUCGCUUCAGAGUAUCCUCGCGCAGCUGUAGCCAUUGCAAACAACACCUACGUAGAUGAUUACUUGGGCAGUUUCAUGUCGAUUGACGAAGCGGUGGAGGUCGUAAAUGAGAUAAAGCUGGUGCAUUCCAAGGGCGGUUUCACGCUACGACGCUUCUUAUCCAACGAAGCGGAAGUCUUGCGAGGAAUCGCAGAGUUUGCUGAAGUCGAAGACAAGGUUCUUACUUUGGAGAGAGGGGAGAAGUCAGAAUCGGUGCUGGGAAUCAAGUGGCUGCCGAAAGACGACGUUUUCAUCUAUUCAUUUGCACUUCGAGAUGACCUCAAACAAAUCCUGAACGAGCAGCACAUUCCUACUAAACGCGAGGUCCUCAAAGUAGUAAUGAGCUUAUUCGACCCCCUCGGUUUCAUCUCGUUUUUCUUAGUGCAUGGGAAAAUCCUCAUGCAGGAUAUCUGGGCCCGAGGAACGCAGUGGGACGAAAAUGUUCCGCAUGAUCUCUACGUGCGAUGGCGAGAAUGGACGAAUCUGUUUCCAGACUUAGACAAAGUACAAAUCCCACGAUGUUACUUUCCAUCUUCAUUCCCUAAGAAUCUCGAGAAUCUGCAAAUACAUGUCUUCGUAGACGCGAGUGAGGCUGCUUUCUCUAGCGUGGCCUAUUUUCGCUUGGAAAUGGAUGGAGCGGUUGAAGUUGCUUUCGUUGGAUCCAAAACUAAGGUGGCUCCACUCAAGACAGUCUCAAUUCCUCGACUCGAACUAAAAUCCGCUGUUCUAGGAACACGUCUCCUGAAUUCUAUAUCAAGCCAACACACCUUUCGCAUAGGCCACCGAUACAUGUGGAGUGACGCAGGAGUCUGCCUAGCGUGGAUUCGUUCCAAGGAUCACCGAAAAUAUCACCAAUUUGUUUCCGUACGGGUCGGUGAAAUUCUAAUGUCAACGGAUCCCAGAGACUGGAGAUGGGUUCCAUCAAAAAUGAAUGUGGCUGAUCAAGCAACCAAGUGGAAAGAAGGACCACAACUAUCGAUGCAGAAUCCGUGGUUCCGGGCACCAGAGUUCUUGUACGAACCCGAGAAACAAUGGCCGAAAGAGCGCACUGUCCAGACAACAAGUGAAGACCUUCGAACAGUGCACUUAAACCUUGGGCACUUCUCUCCAAAUCCUGCAAUCAUCGACACAACUCGCUUCGACUCCUGGGCUAAAUUGCUUCGAACCACGGCCUUUACAUUCCGCUAUAUUGACAACUUCAAACGGGACCUAGUCGGUGAACCAUUGGAGCUCAGAUUGCUCACCCAGAAAGAACUCGAACGCGCUGAACGCCUGCUUUGGAGAAUUGCUCAAGCAGAAUCGUAUCCCGAGGAGAUUGCGCUACUUUCCGAAACACAAGGCCCCCCUGAAAGUCGUCACAGUGUCGUCAAGAAGUCCAGCACCAUCUACAAGUAUUGGCCGUUCCUGGAUGAGCAUGGUGUUUUGCGAAUGCGUGGCCGUAUCGGUGCUGCGCCAUUCGCACCGACAGAAGCUAAGUUUCCCACGAUUCUCCCCCGAAAGAACUAUAUUACAUUUUUGAUUGUCGACAGAUAUCAUCGUCGUUUCCGACAUGCAAAUCGGGAAACCAUCGUCAACGAGAUCCGACAACGUUUCGAGAUUCCCAAGCUGAGGUCCCUCGUCUACAAGGUGGCGCAGAAGUGUUCCUGGUGCCAGGUGAUGAAGGCCCGGCCGAAACCGCCGGCCAUGGCACCACUUCCAAAAUUCCGGCUGACAGCAUUCGUGCGCCCUUUCACAUCGGUAGGCUUAGACUAUUUCGGGCCAGUUCUCGUGAAGGUGGGCAGACGCAAUGAAAAACGCUGGGUGGCCCUCUUCACGUGCCUGACCAUCCGUGCUGUACACUUAGAGGUGGUUCAUUCGCUAAGCACGGAAUCUUGUAUAAUGGCAGUUCGCCGUUUCGUUGCGCGUCGUGGUCCGCCGAAGGAGUUCUGGACGGACAACGCUACUUGCUUCCAAGGUGCCAGCAACAUUUUGAAAGAGGAGAUCGCUGCAAAGACCAACGCCCUGGCUCUCACAUUUACCAGCGCCGAAACUAGCUGGAAGUUUAUUCCGCCGGCCACUCCACACAUGGGCGGAGCGUGGGAGAGGCUGGUCCGCUCAAUCAAGGUAGCGAGCGGUGCUAUUUUGGAAGCUUCUCGCAAACCGGACGACGAAACGCUGGAAACCAUCUUCUACGAAGCCGAAGCAAUGGUCAACAGCCGACCACUCACCUACAUUCCGUUGGAGUCGGCCGACCAAGAAGCGUUGACCCCAAAUCACUUUAUAUUGGGCAGUUCAACUGGAGCGAAGAUUCUACCGACGGAACCCGUCGACCACCGAACAACACUCCGCAGCAGUUGGAAGCUGGCGCAAUAUAUAACCGAUCAAUUCUGGACUAGGUGGCUGAAAGAAUAUUUGCCCAUGAUCUCUCGUAGAACGAAAUGGUUUGAAGAAACCAAGGAUCUGGAAGUCGGUGAUUUGGUUAUUAUGCCUGACGGUGGGCUAAGGAACCGGUGGAUCCGAGGUAGAGUGGAGCAAGUAUUUCCUGGACGAGACGGCAGAGUGAGAGAGGCUUUAGUUCGAACGACUUCGGGUACCUUCAGGAAGGCAGCCUCUAAACUGGCUGUUUUAGACGUCGCCGAAAGAUGUGAACCUGAAGCAGUGGUUCCAGAUUUGCACCAAGGUUCACGGGCGGGGGGAUGUGACGACGGGGUCCCUCGUCGCCGCAACACUUCUGCACGCGGCGCUGCACUGGCUGUCACAUCUGACGUACGCGAGAAGAAAAGUCAUCCGUGA
Uranotaenia lowii is the source of this 3699-nucleotide messenger RNA. RefSeq lists its product as uncharacterized. The transcript is spliced from 2 exons. Gene Ontology annotation, biological process: DNA integration. Lineage: Eukaryota; Metazoa; Arthropoda; Insecta; Diptera; Culicidae. The record is from RefSeq and is a predicted model, not a curated record. The coding region runs from base 1 to 3699 and encodes 1232 amino acids. Gene Ontology annotation, molecular function: nucleic acid binding.